This is a messenger RNA of Alnus glutinosa, 456 nucleotides long. RefSeq lists its product as uncharacterized. NCBI's taxonomy places the organism in Eukaryota, Viridiplantae, Streptophyta, Magnoliopsida, Fagales, Betulaceae. The record is from RefSeq and is a predicted model, not a curated record. Bases 1 to 456 code for a protein of 151 amino acids. The transcript has a single exon.
AUGAUUGGUGCUAAGCCGUGCAAUACUCCUUGUUCAUUUGGUUCUAAAUUAUCAGGUUUUGAGGGUUCUCCAUUGAUUGAUCCUGCUGAAUAUCGAAGCAUUGUUGGAGGGCUACAAUAUUGCACACUUACUUGGCCUGAUAUUUCUUUUUCGAUAAAUCAAUUAUGUCAAUUCAUGCAUUCUCCUACAGACAAACACUGGGCAGCGGCAAAGCGAGUACUUCGGUAUCUUAAAGCUACUAUUGAUCAUGGUAUUCAUUAUUCCAAGUCUUCACUUCAACUAAAUGCGUAUUGUGACUCGGAUUGGGCUGGUUCUCCCAAUGAUCGGCGAUCUACAAGUGGUUUUGCGGUGUUUCUUGGGUCAAGUUUAAUUUCUUGGAGUACAAAGAAACAACAUGUUGUUGCUCGUUCUUCAACCGAAGCUGAAUAUCGGUCUUUGGCUAUUGCUACAACAUAA